GUUAGAAAAGAAAUCAUUUGGUGCGGAUCUAUCAAAAUGGAAGCAUACGUUAAUUUUCGAAUAAGUGCAAUAAAACCGUAGCUGAACGAACAAUCGGGGAAAUCAGUGUAUCCCUUUUUUAAGGGAUUGAAGAACGCCAGGAGAUUUUUCCUAAUAUCUUAAUUUCAAUGCAAUAAGUUUUCUCCAGAAAUAUAAAAAAAACUUGAAAAAUGAAAAAGAGACACUUGUUCUUAGUUGUUUUUGUACUAUGUACAAUAAUUUUAACAUCAAGUGGUGAAGUGCAACGAAAACGUGCGAAAAAAUUGAAAAGCAAAGCAACCUCACGCAAAAUCUCAAGAUUAACAAACAGGCCACAAGCAGAUACACCGGCUGAGGAUAUUUACGACUAUAAUGAAUACGGACCUCCAGACUAUGAUGAAAAUCAAAAUGAAUAUGAGGAAAAUGGUGAAGCCAAACAAACACAGGAGGCGACAACGCAAAUCUUCCGCCAACCUCCGGAUGAACUCCCAACGCCCUCACCUCGACCAGCGGCAGCUCCGGUUGAAUCCGAUAAUAUUGUUAACUCCAUAGCUCCAUUCUCAUGUCAAUACAAUGGAAAAUACUACCACGAUAACGACGUGUUCAGAACGGGUUACAACAAUUGCGUCGAAUGUCGCUGUACUCAAGGGAAAGUGAACUGUGAUGAUAGUAAAUGCCGUCGACCAACUACUACGACUCCAAAACCUCCAUCCCCACCAGCACCGCCUGCACCACCAUCGGUGGAUCAACAAUAUGAACUAGCCGCAAGCGGUGUAGGUCCUAGAGGUGAACAAGGCUAUCCGGGUGAACAAGGCCGCCCAGGCGAAAGUGGUUAUCCCGGAAGUCCUGGAUCACCAGGCAUACCCGGAAGUCCUGGUCCACCAGGACCACUGCCAGAUAUGAGCUACUAUACACACCAAUUAGCGGAUGCUCUUUCCAGUUCGGAUAAAGGACCAUCAGGCCCUACGUUCCUUCCAGAACAGUUCCAAUAUCUACAAGCUUCUGUGGGACCAGUGGGAGCUCGAGGCCCACCUGGACCAUCUGGUCCCGCCGGACCGCAAGGUUUUCAAGGCGUACGCGGAGAACCGGGUGAACCUGGUGCUCCAGGACCAAUGAGCCCCCCAGGACCGCGUGGGCUCCCUGGCAUACCAGGUAAGGAUGGUGAAUCGGGCGAAGAUGGAGAACCAGGAGCUCCAGGUGCAGCAGGACCUCCAGGACCCCGUGGAUUACCAGGAAUGCCUGGUUUGCCAGGUGCAAAAGGACAUCGUGGUUUCCCAGGUCUGGAUGGUGCAAAGGGUGAAACUGGUGCUCCCGGUGAAAAAGGCUCAGCGGGUCCGAUGGGUCCUAUGGGUCCAAUUGGUCCAAUAGGUCCAGCAGGACCAAGGGGUGAACGGGGACGUGAAGGCGCUCCCGGUGCCCCAGGUAUUCGAGGAAUGGACGGUAUUGCUGGGUCGCCUGGUCAACCAGGACCUUCAGGAAAACCGGGACCACCAGGCUUCCCUGGUAGCCCGGGUGCUAAGGGUGAUAUGGGCGCUAUGGGUCCAAAAGGAUCUCAAGGAUUGCAAGGACCACGCGGUGAAUCAGGACGACCAGGAUCAGUAGGAGAACCAGGCACACCUGGUCCUUCAGGCCGAGAUGGAAUUCCAGGCGAAAAAGGAAGCCCUGGAGCGCCAGGUAUAGCCGGGCCACAAGGUUUUCCAGGAAGUAGGGGUCCACCAGGUCUAAAUGGCAGCCCUGGUGAACCAGGUAUCAAAGGCAUGCCAGGACUUCCAGGCGAACGUGGCUUUAAAGGUGAUCAAGGAAACAAAGGAGAUGGUGGAGCACCAGGACCCAGGGGUAUCCCAGGACUACCAGGGCCAGAAGGUAAACGUGGAAAACGUGGUAUGCGUGGACCAACUGGUCCAGCCGGUCCGCAAGGAGAGCGUGGAUCAUCUGGUGCCCCAGGAUUACCAGGACCUGAUGGCGCUCCAGGAAUCAAAGGAGGUCCAGGUGAUCGUGGUCCCCAAGGACCACAAGGUAUCAAGGGUAACACCGGAGACACAGGUCUACCAGGCCAACCAGGCAUUCAAGGGCUCCGGGGUCUACCGGGAAAAAUUGGAGGUCCAGGAAGACCGGGAAGCCCCGGUGAACGGGGAAUUCCCGGUGCGGACGGAAAACCAGGCGAACAAGGUCCACAAGGUUUGCAAGGAUUGCCGGGACCAAUAGGGCUUCCUGGAGAUAAGGGUUUCCCUGGUGAACCAGGAAAAGAUGGAGAAGCUGGACCAAUGGGACUCCAAGGACCAAGAGGAGAUGCGGGCAAAGAUGGUCUACCAGGUGCGCAAGGACCCCCAGGCCCUCCAGGAAACGAUGGAGGUCGUGGAGAACCAGGACCACCCGGACCACGAGGAUUCCAAGGUCUACCCGGUGCAGUAGGAAACCCUGGAGCUGCCGGCAAAGAUGGUCAAAACGGACCACCUGGCCCACCAGGUCCCGUUGGACCGUCAGGCAACAGAGGAGAACGUGGCUUCCCGGGAGAAAGGGGACCAGUAGGAUUACCAGGACCUAUGGGUCAACGAGGAGAAACUGGAGCUCCUGGAAGUGACGGCAAUCCAGGUUUACCAGGCCGACCAGGGGUAAAAGGACAUCAGGGCGCACCAGGCAUGGUAGGACUUCCAGGUAUGCGCGGAGCACCGGGACCAGCAGGUGAAAAAGGAGAACGAGGAAGCAUGGGAAUUCAGGGUCCUGAAGGACCGCCAGGACAUAUAGGCGAACGAGGUCCUCAAGGUUUAGUCGGACCACCAGGCCCUCCAGGCGAACCGGCCGAACGCGGGGAGCCAGGAACACCAGGAACUCCAGGUGAACCAGGAGCCGCUGGAUCACCUGGUGAACGAGGAGCCCCUGGACCACAAGGUUUGCAAGGAUUCCCAGGCCCGCAAGGUAUAGCAGGUAUGCCUGGAGCCAAAGGAGAUCGUGGUCUAAUGGGUUUAAGAGGCGAGCAAGGUAAUGCUGGGCCACCAGGACAACCAGGUGAGCCCGGUUCGCCAGGACCAGUGGGCCUACCAGGAGCGAAGGGUGGUAGAGGAGAGCCAGGUUUGAGAGGAGAAAUCGGAAUGAUGGGUCCAAUAGGUCGACCAGGAGAACCAGGAUUGGCUGGUCAACCUGGAAAUCAAGGGCCACCAGGUACUCCAGGAAUUCCAGGAAUGAAAGGAAACCAAGGUGAUGUAGGCAGAGCUGGUUUGCCUGGACCACAGGGUCUUCCAGGCGCCCCCGGAGCGGAUGGAGUUAAAGGGGAGCCAGGCAGUGAAGGUCCACCAGGCCCUCUAGGCCAUCCAGGACCACCAGGACCUGCGGGCGACAGAGGUCUUCCAGGCUUACCAGGACCUAUGGGCAGUGCAGGUCUCCGCGGUAUGCGGGGCGCACCAGGCGAACCUGGCGCACCAGGAAAACCAGGAAAAGAUGGUCCUCAAGGACCUAUGGGCUUAUCAGGACCUCAAGGCCCUCCAGGCGCCUCUGGAGAGCCAGGCCCAGAAGGCCCAUCGGGAAAACCAGGUCCCCCAGGUAUCGCAGGCAGAACAGGUGACAAGGGCCCACAAGGUGCUCCCGGUGGUCAAGGCCCAACAGGUCCACCAGGCUUACCAGGACAGCCAGGUCUUCAGGGACCAAUGGGAUUAACAGGAGAACGAGGCAUGCGUGGUGAAACAGGUCCACAAGGCCCAGACGGUCCUAUUGGGCCACGUGGCAAACCUGGCCCACCAGGAAUUGAAGGACUAAAAGGAGAGACCGGAGAGCCAGGCAUGAAGGGAACGAAAGGUCACAGAGGUCUGAUUGGAUUGCAAGGAUUACCAGGUCAGCCAGGCUUCAAGGGAGACCAAGGUCCACUUGGAAACCCAGGACCACCAGGAAAACCAGGAGAGCCCGGACCUAGGGGCUUACCAGGUCGCGACGGUAGCGUUGGACCCAUCGGCUUGAGUGGACCUCCCGGUGGUCGAGGUCCUUCAGGAAACGACGGACGCCCGGGCCCUGUUGGUCCCGCUGGUCCACCUGGUCCUCCUGGCCCUCCAGGCGAAUCCAUAGGCUACGAUGCAGCAGCUUUGGCUGCUCUGCUUGGCCAAGCUGGAACCUCGAAAGGACCAGAUCCAAUGGGUGAUGAACCAGCCCGUAUGUUUGGAAAUGGUAACGGACUGACUGAAGAAGAACGUAGAGAAAUUGUCAUGAAAGCGUACGAACAACUGAAGGCCUCGUUCGAAAAAUUCAAAAAACCCACUGGAGACAAAACUGCUCCUGCUAAGACUUGCCGAGACCUAUUCAAAGCCUAUCCGGAUUACAAAUCUGGAAGCUAUUGGAUCGAUCCAAAUGAAGGUGACUCACGAGAUUCAAUAUUAGUUCAUUGUGAUAGAGAAAAGAUGGCAACGUGUAUAUUCGCACAACCGAAUAAGACUCCAACGCUCAGCUACAAGGGACACGAUCAAGAAGUUUGGCUCAGUGAAAUGCCAAAUGGUGUGAAGAUCUCCUACAAGGCAGAUAGCCAUCAACUGGGCUUCCUUCAACUACUAUCUGCACACGCAACUCAAAAUAUAACAUAUCAUUGCCAAAAAUCCAUAGCCUACUACCAUGAAGAGAAGAGUACUUACAGAAAGUCUCUGAAGCUACUAACGUGGAACGAUGCGGAAUUGACAGCUAAGGGCCAGCAAAGAUUGAAAUAUGACGCACUUGAAGAUGGAUGCAAGGCACGCUCAAAGGAAUGGUCCUACUCAGUUCUUAGCUAUACAACGGAUAAAGCAAUUCGACUCCCGAUCACGGACGUGGCAAUGCGAGAUUUGAGUGAACCGGGUCAUGCAUUCUGGAUUGAAAUUAGCCCUGUUUGCUUCUAUUGAUAAUAGAUUUGCUUUAUUUAGACGUAAACUAAAUAAUAAAAUACUGCCAUUAGCGAAUUACUUAAGAAUCCACUUGACGAUAGCAAUCAAGGAAGUCAUAGAUUCUUUGAUCAAAUUCUUAUGCAUUUGAUGAAUUCCUUCUGCUGCUUCAUUCCAAAGCCUUUUUUAUCGUUAUUACAAUGAGUAGUUUUGUUAUGAACAAAUAAAAAACAUAUUUGAA
This is a messenger RNA of Hermetia illucens (black soldier fly), 5091 nucleotides long. RefSeq names its product collagen alpha-1(I) chain-like. NCBI's taxonomy places the organism in Eukaryota, Metazoa, Arthropoda, Insecta, Diptera, Stratiomyidae. The transcript has 10 exons. The coding region runs from base 210 to 4871 and encodes 1553 amino acids. The record is from RefSeq and is a predicted model, not a curated record. Gene Ontology annotation, molecular function: extracellular matrix structural constituent.